This is a messenger RNA of Knipowitschia caucasica, 2769 nucleotides long. The record is from the annotation of a GenBank genome assembly. Lineage: Eukaryota; Metazoa; Chordata; Actinopteri; Gobiiformes; Gobiidae.
AUGUCCUCACAUAAGACUAAAGACAGCAGUCCGUCCACAUGGUUCUGGGACAGUCCAGAGACUGUCGCGCAGCUGGACCUGGUGCGUCAAUGGAUCGGGAAGCAUUACAAAAAGUAUGUGCUGGUGGACGCUCCUUCCUGCCAGACCCUGUCUAUGGUAACUGUCAAUCUUCUGCAGUUUCAAGAGGAUGUUUUUGGCAAACAAGCUGACAGUCCAGCACUCACCAAAAUCCCAGCUCAAUGCUUUAUGGACUUGCAUCAAGGGGGAGGACUUUGCCACAUUCUUGGAAUAGCCUAUAAAUUUAAGGCGGAGCAAGGAUGGCGGAGGUUUGACUUACAAAAUCCAUCAAGAACUGAAAGAAAUGUUGAGAUGUUUCACAGUAUAGAGAGGGCCUUGGUGCAGAACAACCUCCUAUCAUUUCCUGUUGUAUACCUGGACCCCACGAUAGAUCAGGAGCUGGCGGAAAGAUUGAGUGGUAUUAUCACAAAACAUCAGGGUUCCCUCACAGAGGACAGAACACUUGCUAGCCAUCACGUAUGUCCCCUACUUCCAAUUCCAGAAGGAGAUGAAUGGAUGCGUCCUGUGAUGCAGAAGGAUAAACACGUUUUAGUACAUUGGGGCAGGCACCCUGACAGUUAUGAUAGUUGGUUGUCAUCUGUCGAAGUUGAAGGAGCAAUUGAAGAACCACCUCCUCUAGAACGACCCUGGAGGAUUCAUGCAGCAUGGGUUCUAGACACAGACAGUUUCAAUGAAUGGAUGAACGAAGAAGAUUAUUGUGUUGAUGAAAGAAGCGUCCCAGUGAUCAAGCGGCAUCGGAUUCCGCUGCGAGAGGAUUCUCAAUCUACCCCUUCCAAAAAACGAAGACGGUCAACUUCUCCAUCCUCAGAAGUUCGGAAGAAAGGAAAGAAGGGACGGAAGCGAGGACAACAUGAGGAAGAGGCAGACGAGGAUUUGACAAAAGACCUGGAGGAUCCUACCCCUGUCCCAAACAUGGAAGAGGUCAUUUUACCUAAAAUAGUGAACCUAAAGAAGGACAGUGAAAACACUCCUGUUAAAGGAGGCGUCAUGGCUGAUCUUGAUGAUCAAGAUGAAGACUAUGCAGGAAGGGAGGAGGAGGAAGGCCGAGUAGACAUGUGCCGCUUUCUAGAGGGAGAUGAAAACAUCAUUGAACAAACUCAUCACGUUAUUAUACCCAGCUACACGUCUUGGUUUAAUAACAACAGCAUACAUUCUAUUGAGAAACGUUCACUACCAGAAUUCUUCAAUGGAAAAAACAAAUCAAAAUCACCGGAAAUUUUCUUAGCAUAUCGCAACUUUAUGAUUGACACAUAUCGAUUAAACCCUCAAGAAUAUCUAAGUUCCACGUCCUGUAGACGAAACCUCACAGGAGACGUGUGCGCUGUCAUGAGAGUCCAUGCAUUUUUGGAGCAGUGGGGUUUGAUAAACUACCAGGUGGAUGCAGAAAGCAGACCCCUCCCCAUGGGACCUCCUCCUACUCCACAUUUUAAUGUACUAGCUGACACUCCUGCUGGGCUGGCCCCACUACAACACAAACCAUUGCAGGUUUCCGCAUCGCAACACAUGUUGUAUUUCCCAGAUAGAGGGAGAGAGAAGCCCUCAGAUUGCCAAAACUUUGGUUUACGACCAGAUGUUUAUGCCAGGAAACAUCCUAAGACUAAAGGAGCAAGUGCAGGAAGGGAAUGGACUGAGCAAGAAACACUUUUAUUACUGGAAGCUCUAGAGGUGUACAAUGAUGACUGGAAUAAAGUUUCUGAGCACGUUGGAUCCAGAACACAGGACGAUUGCAUUCUACACUUCCUCCGUUUGCCAAUAGAAGAUCCUUACCUUGAAGACUCCUCCGCCUCUCUGGGUCCCCUGGCGUACCAGCCGGUCCCUUUCAGCCAAUCGGAGAACCCGGUCAUGAGCACUGUGGCCUUCCUGGCUUCAGUGGUGGACCCUCGAGUGGCAUCUGCAGCUGCCAAAGCAGCACUUGAGGAGUUCUCCAGAGCACAUGAGGAUUCAAUGGACAAAAUAUCUGAAAUGGCCAUCCAUUCUGACAGAAAAGAACCCAUUGAUGCAGAAAAAAUGGAGGCAGAUUCUACAAAUCAGAUUUCUUUACGGGGGGAUGAGGCCAACAUGGAAGCUAGCACUGCCCAAACAGUGGAAGAUGGAGUGAAAAGUGAAAAUGCGGAGAACGUGGUGACAGAGGACAGAGAUGGACGAAUAGACGAUGACGACAGUUUUGAACAGCGAGAGGGUGAGGGCGAGUUGAGUCGAGCCGUGAUGGAGCACGAUCUGGUGGAGGUGGCUGUUCCUUCUGCAGCAGCUGCAGCUCUGUCCUCCGCUGCCACUAAAGCCAAGCACUUAGCAGCUGUAGAAGAACGAAAAAUAAAAUCUCUGGUGGCUUUGCUGGUGGAGACCCAGAUGAAAAAAUUGGAAAUCAAAUUGAGACAUUUUGAGGAGUUGGAGACCAUCAUGGACAGAGAGAAAGAGGCGUUGGAACAGCAGCGGCAGCAGCUUCUGUCUGAGAGGCAGACGUUUCAUUCUGAACAACUGAAGCAGGCAGAGAUCAAAGUCCGGCAGCAGAGGGAGCAGCAGGGGCAGCCUGGCCUCAACAUGCAGCUUUCAGGUCAGUCUGUGUCAAACCGGACAUUACCAGGAGCAGGAACUGCCCCAGUGAUGGCCCCUCGACACACCGGUGCUCCGAACGGCUUGUAUCCAUCUGCACAGACAGAUGGAGUAGCGCCCCCAGUAUCAACCCACAACUAA